Molecule: messenger RNA, 1320 nt
Organism: Puccinia graminis f. sp. tritici CRL 75-36-700-3
Lineage: Eukaryota; Fungi; Basidiomycota; Pucciniomycetes; Pucciniales; Pucciniaceae
Exons: 1
Coding region: 1-1320 (439 amino acids)
Source: RefSeq, a predicted model, not a curated record
AUGACCGCAACAUCUCAGUUGAACAACAACAACGAGACCGCGAACGAAGAGAACAACUCUCGACCGACUCCGGAGCCGGAACUAGAUUUGUUGGACUACAGCGAGGAGAUGACUCGCGAUAUCAAUUCAGUCCCGCCGCUGCAGAACGCAUUCGGAAACUUAGGAUCCAGUCUGCCUCAAAUCAACGAGGACGACAUGAGACCACAGGCGCAAGGAGCUCGGCCUUCGGAGUCAGGAAUCUCACCGGCGUUGAUCAACUCCAGAGCCACUUCCCUAGCCCUAGAGACUAUGUCGAACCGAUCGACUCCAGUACCGCGCCCGGUCGAACGCCAAACUUUCGCGGUCCAUACGAGUACCGCGACAAACCUGACGAUUCAAUCUCCGACCCCUCGUCAGUUCAAUCAGAACCCAAUCCCUACGUUGAGCCCCUCGCCAGCUCCGACAGGUCAGGUCGACAUAAUAGUCGACAACCAGGACCUAGAGGUAUUCAUCAAUUUAUUCAACGACCAAUGGCUGAUGUUCAUCCAAGCGAGGGACAACAACAACGUUCCCUUUAUGCGAGCUGCCCUCACCCAAGCGAUAUCCAGCCAGGAAGUGAUCAGAGAUUUGGCGGGAGGCGAGGAAAUGUUAAGGAUCAGCGAGAAUUGGAUUGCGAGAGAAGAGCUAGCGGACUUGGAGAGAUCCCAGCAAGCGAACCCCACGCCGCCGGUCCAACGCCUAGCUAUAACUCAAAGAGCCCACUCCCACACCAUCAGCCCAUCACCAGCACCCCAGCCGCUCACACGCCAAGCUUCGGAAAUAACCUACCUGGGUUCUGGCCAGCAACAGCUCCAAAAUCAAACUACCUCCCAGAGACCUCCGACUGCGCACAGACAGCAUCAAGAUAUCAGGACGCAAUCGGCGCAAGGCAACCAUUUGCCUCCACCCCCGCCACCGUCUACUCAACCCCCUCGAGCUUCAGAGCACUACAACCAACACCAACAGGUGCAGCAUCAUCCGUACUACCGUCAAGGAACCUUACAACACCAUCAGCAGCCACCCCGUUUCGUCCAGAAUUACGAGGCCCCCCAACAGGGGCAAGCAGCUCAGACUCACGCGCCGCCCCACCAACAGUUCCACCCCCCCCAGCAAAGAAACUGGAGAGGAUACGGGAGGAACUGGAGAGCUCCUCAAGAUCCGACAACGAGGCUGUUGCAAGUUGGAGAGUACCUGAUGAGAGCGAAGGGAGUAGCCACAAGAGUUUUCCGCUUUCGUGGGAGGGGAAGAGGAAGGAAUCAAGUCCAGCGAAGAGACUACCAGCAGGAAGAACAACGCCACUAG